CACGAACUAAUAUCCCUGGACUGCUGGCAGGCGAUUUUUUUCCAAGUAACUGUUUAAACGAGUCAUCAGACGACACAGCUUCCGGUUUAUUUAUAUUCUUUGUUACGGCUCGCUGAGACUAACAGCGAAUCACUUCGCAAGAGUCCAAGCUUUGGUCUUGGCAGACAGACAGCCGUCCACCCACACACGUCCUGGGUCACGUCGACACGACGAGGAUCGCAUCCAACCAGAAGGGGUCUCUAGCUGUCCACGACCACCCGAUCUUGUUUGAGCUAAGAAACGGGUAUUCAUUACAUGAGGGGAUUUUCGCUGGAUGUCAGCUGAAGGAUUUCCACAGAGUUUGCUCGCUGCUCGACUGGAGGACGAAGAGAACUGAGACGACUUCUAUCGUCUCUGUGGAUGUGACAUCCUGGAGUGGAUUGCAAAUCCAGCAUCACCAACAGUUCGAUACACAGAUUAGUGUCAGUAGCCACGUCAGCAGCCCACAAGGCCUCGUUCUGGUGUCAAGAUGGCGCUAUGCUGCUUUUUACUCGGAUGACCUCAAGCGGAUGUUUCCAUGACGACCCUCGUUGCCGUACCCGUAUCUCUUGUCAAGGAGCCGAGGGUUAAAACAGGGAACUUUGUAAGGUCAACAGCUUGGGUCUGUUUAAAUGAAGCUAGUUACCGAGGCACGCGCCUGUGUUCAUCUGUUUGUUUGUGUCAGCCAGUGUGUGUCUUACAUUCCGUACAAUCCACCUCAUACCCGGAGGUGAGAGUGGGGGGAGGUGCGCUCUGCACUGGAUACAACAGUAUUAACAAAGGUUAGGAACGGAGAAAUGGGAAACAACAAAUUAAGUAAUUAAUUAAGAUGGAUGUCGACAGGGAUUAAAAACAAACAGAUCAAUGUUAUAGCUUUACAAUCUGCACGACUUGAAUCCACAUCACUUAUGAUGAGUAUUAUUAUUAUUAACAACAUAAUUUACACACACACACUGACACACAAAUACAGUCAGACCGAUGUUGUGACAACUGAACCAGUAUUGUGUGUCUUACAAAGCGAUAUUCAUACCAGCUAAUAAAUGAAACCAGGAUUAGACAACGAAACAGGAAAGGUUUAUUUUUUGUAUUUAAGGGGAACGGAAAGUAACCAAACAAAAACAAACAAACAAACAAAGAUCGCAUCACACCUCCGUACUUCUCACACACUCAUCAGCACUGCCUUGUUUUCGGUAAACACGUGUGUUAUUGUUCGUCUGCCACAAGGAGAGCAGAUGGAGGAGGAGGAUGCACACCAACCUCUUCCCCCAUUUGGCAGCGACGACGACAACAACUGCCGCCACGCAAGCUGCCAGCCGCCCCUCCAUCCUGAAAUCAUUGUUACAUCCCACACGCUUUGCUGGGACCAGACUUACAGAUGUUUGAAAAAGAUAGCAUCCUCCUGCCUUGGCUCCUGAAGAAAUUGGAAAUGGGAUGUUCAUGGUGUCGUGAAGACAGAAUGAGUAUUUGUUUCCAGAACAAUGCCACCAUCUCUCUCUCUGUAGGAGGCACCAUGGGGCCGGUAUCCAAGUUUCUGAUAAAACCCAGGGAUGCUGCAACAGCAGUAUAGCGCAGCUUCUUCCCCCAGUCGACCCAGAGAGCGGGAAGGGAAACCUCCUCCAGAGAGGGAUGGGGAAGGUUACACAGCGAGAGAGAGAGAGGGAUAAACACCGACCAGUGCACAGCCGAGACAGAAGUGAAGCCUCUAACACAGGGCUUCGUGACCAACUCAGAAAGGUCAUGGGAUGACCUACAUUGACAAAUAACUAUUAACCACGUGAUAUCCGUACUUCAGCCACGUUUGUUAUCAAGUAAUAUAUCCUUUGCAGUUAUCUAUGACAUAUAUAGAUAUAUACACAAAUACCUUUAAAUAAAAAAUUAGUUCCUUGCUUCAAGCAAUAAAAAAAAAAUCCAGAGCUGUGGCAAAACUUUUAAAAGUAAAAGCAUUAAACUUUAAAAAUGUGAAGAGAUUAGAAUACGUACAAAACACACCCUGACUUAUAUUGAGCUUGGUCCUCUCUCUCUGUCUCUCUCUCCCGCUCUCUCUCUCUCUCAAACAAGCAAGAUGUGUGUCAACCAAAAAAGAUAGUGGAGACUACACCAAAGUUCGUGGCCGAAUUAUCGCCAAGAUAAUGAUUUGGUCGACUCCUUAUAGGCUCAACGACCAUGAGUUGUGGUUGUCGUGCUGGAGUCGACUGAGUGUUGUGAUCACAUCGACUGAUGUUGGAAUUGACAGAGGGGGCGAUGUGUGACCCGGCGCGCGCGUGCUGACCCCCGCCACUAGCGAUGUUUACUUCGCCGUCGUGACCUCCAGCAGCCUGCACCUCCGCCAGCGCCUCUCGCAUCAGUGAGUCAGGAGUGGCAGCACCCAAGUGCAGUUACACAUGGAGGAGUAGUUUUCUUCUUGUUUCUCUGGAGUAUUUGUUAACAGUGUUAUUCUUACAGGUUAAAAGCGGUGUUCUGACACGGAGAUUCCAUCAGACUGGAAGGUAGUCCCCCACAUCGCGCAAUUGAAAUGCUGCCUGUGAGUGGUGAUCACGCAAAGCCAGGUGCAAGUGAGUGAUCCAGGGAGAGCGACUGACCGAGAGGUUGAAGGGAGGUAGUCAUUACUUCCCGCGACAACCAAGGAAGUAAAACAGCGAGAGUCCGAUGGACGUGCCGGAGUUAUCUGUCCCUGCGGUGGUUGUGUUUGUUAUCUCCCCUAAAGAAGGUCGCAGUUGAGUGGAGGAUGUCCUCUCCUCGUGUUGCCAUGGAGGAUAAUCAUCCCGUGUCUAAGGAUCGAACCGGCUAGUUCCUCCUGUGAGAUUACCAACGGAACCCGACAGACCAUCACAUCCUGUGAUCUACUGUGAUUGUGUGAUUGCUAACCUUUCCCCGGGUGCUGUAAGUGGUUCGUGAAACGCAUGUGGGUGGCGACCGAGUGAGUCUACACGUGCCAGGUAUCUUGUCCACACGAUGACCACACAACCGUGGAUGGUGUGAUUGAACCUCAUCGGAUCGCUAGACAAGACUUGGAGUACCCGUAUGUUCCUUGCUUCGAACAAAAACGUAUUUGCCGACUUCUGUACCAACGACGACUGUGUCCACAAUCUAACUAUUCUCCCUCCAAGAUCGUUGAGGGGACACUCGUUACAAAGUUCUCCUGACUGUCAGUCCUGGGCAUCGCUCAUGAAGUCAGUGAUGGCUGCUCGGUACUGCAAGCAGCUGUUCAUCGUGUGCAUCAUCAUUCUCGUCACAUUCCUCUUGUACGCAUGGCGAGCUGAUCUCACGAUUGCCCAGGUUUCGCUGUUCGUCAAGACUAAUUCAACGAGUCCACCGAGAAUGGUCUUGGGACACGGCAACACGUUGGUGGAGUUUUUCUCCGACUGGACAACUGCUGACCCUCACGACCCGGUGCCCGUCCAGCGAGUCUACGUGUACUUCGCCACCCUGGCCCUCCAGCACACGCCACCCACAGGCAGCCACAUCCGCAUCACGGCCUUCCAGGAGCAACGGGUGGCUCAGCUGAGGUGCUGCUUCCGUCACCAUGGCAACGACACCUCGGCGCCAGCGCUCGUUGUGCACACCCUCAAAGUCGAGAACAAGCAGGAGGUGCUCGGUGUGGUCUAUCAGUGUCACGUGCCCAUUUCUCCACAAAACUUGACGGGAAUUCGUGUCACCAUGACCCCUGAUUCCGCUUGCCCAGUGGAGGAUGUCUACUACUUACCUGUGUACAUACCGGAAGUGGUUAAAGGCGGACUGGCCAUCUGUGGUAAAGUGGCCUUUGGCGGCUUACUGGAUCCUGUGAAGCUGGUGGAAUGGUUCGAGAUGCAAAAACUACUUGGAGUGGAUAAAAUCCAAAUACUUGACUUUGACAAUUCCGUUAAUGUGAAGAAAGUGUUUCAAUACUAUCAAGAAACAGGCCUGCUGGCUAUGUUCCCCUUAAAGCUUCCAGGUCGUCCAUGGGGUCGAGGUUUUACUGAUAAAACUAGAGUACUUUACCAACUGGCCCAGGAUGAAGAUUUUUCUAUUCUUGAAUGUCGUCUGCGACUGGCCGGCUAUGAUUAUGUCAUGGGCAUCGACAUGGAUGAAAUCAUUUUGCCAAGAAACACGAUGUCACUGAAACCAUAUUUUCAGAAAAUAUUUGGUCCUAAUCCCAGACUGGCGGCCGUGUAUUUCCACGUGCAAUUCUUCGUGGAGGAGUUCGGACCUGAGGACAAGGACGCUCCCCUGCACGUGCUCCGUUACCUGAAGAGCACGCCUGCGCGCUGGGAGUGUCAGAAGUACACGUACAUGCCGGCCAGAGCUGACCAGGGCUCCACACACUCCAUCAGUCCCUUCCCUGGAUUUACAACGACGCGAGCUUCCCCAAGAGAAGCCGUCAUCCACCAUUACCGACACUGCCCACAAGGGUGGUCACAGUGCACCCCACCACACAUUACUGAGAGGUCAGUCACGAGGUUCCAGGAUGAACUCGUUCCUCGAGUAAAGGAAGUCCUCAGUAAACUGGGAUUCUAGUCAAGUGAUUCGUUUUAUGAAAGGACUUGGUGUCUAUGUUUGCAGUCUGUGAUUUGCUUCAAGGAAAAGCAUGUGAAGAAGUAGUGGCUCAGUGAGUGAGUGAUGUUCAUCAUCAAACAGUUUGAGAAACGCUUUCUCCGAGAUAUUACAGCAACACAAAGUAUGAGUUUAUCAGACUUCUGGAGUUGUUCAUGUUUGAAAAGCGCGUUUUCAUGAUGAGCAUGUUGGUAAAUGUGUGUCUGAGAAAGAGAUUCAUCUCUACAUUCAACUCCAUUCACAGGGUAUGAAUACAAAAAUCAUAAAUAUACAAUAAAGUGUGAUCUUCAAGGACUGGUAAAGCAAAUAAUGUGGCCUUUGAAACACACCAUUGAAAUAAUGUAUCCUUAUCAAAGCAUUUUUAAUUUAUUGUAACUUAAUGUUAUUUAAAUUUCAAAUAUUUUGUGGAGGUAGUAGUUUUAUUUUCGGGUAUGAAAGGAAUGCCUCACCAAUAGGGUACCUUUGGCUCUCGUGUAACAUCCUUUACGAAUUUCACAAAUAGGUUUUGAAGUCUGCAUCAAAUAUUUAUAAUUUUUCUGAGAUUAUGUAGUUUUGCUUUAAACAUUUCGGUAUUUGAUUUCCUGACAUUUGCAUGGGGUGUGGAAAGGGGUACAGUAUUUUAUAGUUCUUGCAACUUGAGUAAAAUACCUGCAUUCUUGAUUUGUGUGGUCAGGAGGAGUGGGAGACUAUUUAAUCAUUCACCUGCCCUUUUACCUGUAUGUUGCCUUGGUACAAUACUACUUGAUUUUCAUGUCUACAUAAUUCUUUUGUGCAGAAAAUGUGUGAUAUAGGCUUCGUCGGAAAGAAAUUAUUAUUAAUAUCUUGAUGAACUUGCACUAUUGACUUGUCUUAAAUAUUUACUCCUACCUCGCCACAAACUCCGGUGACAACACUACAGACUACUUAGUGUACUUAUCUCGACAAAAUAUUACUGAACAGCAUCCUGUUUAUUCUUCGAUGAAAUUGUACAAAUAAUACAAUGUUUAAUUUUGGGUAUCGUCACCUUGAAAAACUCAGUAAUACUUCACAAUCUGUGAACCGUCAUUUAUUUUUUUGAAAGUUUUUUAGAUAUCUCUGGGAAAGAGCAAUAUUUUUAAGGAACAUCAGGUAGGAGGGACAUUGAUCUUUGUGGAAGAGAAUUAAAUUCGAAUGCAGACUGAAUACAAAUUUGCCAGACAUACUGUCGUCUAAAGCACAAACAGCAAACAAUAACAACUGUGGACCGCAGUUUGUCAGAAAAUUGAAAUGCUGACUCUUUAGUCUCAUGCGAUUCAAAAAGACGAUGUGCAUAUUAUACCUGUUGGCACUCUGAUGUUCAUCUAAUGUCAAAAGCGACGACGACGACGACGACGACGAGAUGGCAGCUCAUUUCGUCUGCACAUGCUAUAUUCCAAGCAUAGAAUACUGUAUUUCAUUUUAAUCAGUGUGUGUGUCUGUACUCUUUCUUCCAACCAUGGACUGUCUUCCAAGAAGAGAGAAAUCUUUCCGUCACAACAAGAAAAUCCAAUGGAAGCCUUUAUGCAAAUAUCAGACUCCAUGUUCGUGUUCAUGUUUAUAUUUGGUCUCCGAGUGCAGUUGGUGUAUCAAAGACUGAAUUGUCAUCGCACCAUCUGCUCUGAUUAUUGUCAAACAUCUUCAUUCCUACACUGACUCCAUGUUUGCUGUAGUCUCACAAAUUCGCCGACACUAGUCUUGUAUGGUUCACCUCGCUUGCAAUAUUUAGCGAUGUUGUUUAUGAGAGAUCUCAUUUACAUUUCGUUUAUUACUAGUAUUUAAAUGGUAUUAUUUAUUUUUUGUAGCAUUGUUUACACUCUGCGUGUCUAGGUGGCAGGUGAAAUGUGUAAUAGUGCAUGUGUGUGUUUAUUGUGUGUAGGUGAUGUGUGUGUAGUGUUUCUAGGUGGGAAAUAUUGAGUGUGUGUAGAUGAAAUAUUUAAUGUGUUUAGGUAGCUGGCUAAAGUUUGAGAGUGCAUGUUUGUGUUUAGUGUGUGUAUGUGAUAAGUAUAAGGUGUGACAGUGCAUGUGUCUAUUUGUCACAUUAUCUUCGGCUUCAGUGUUGAGGUUUUACAUCAAAGAAAUGAAGUAUACAGCCAUGGGUGCCUCCAGUUUUUUCAAACCCCACAUUCUAAUAUUAAUUGGGUAUAAACUUCGUGUAUUUUUCUUCAAGAAAAUUAAAAGGUAUCAAUGAAUAGGCAACACCUUGCUUUGUGUUUACAUAUCGUCUUGAUUGCUCUUUCUUGAUAAAUUAUUGUUUAGUAUUUUCUCGUGUUAAAGCAUUUGGAUGUCAAAUUAUCAAAACUCUGGUGAGGUUUGAUAUUGUUGUAAACGUUUGUAACAAAGUUGGAUGCAAAUCAUGAUUUUCAGUGUUGUUAUUUAUUUGAAAACAAAUCAAUUAUUGGCUGAGGAACUUCAAUAAUAUUUAGCUGUUUAACUAGACCACUGUCUGAGAGGUUGGCGCUCUACUGAUGCCAGCGGAUGCAGACAGCAUGCAAUCCAUCAUCAGGAAUGUUCGAGAAGAAUCAAGUUAACAUGAAAUGUAAGUCUUCCAGCAUUUCAUAUACAACUAAUCCAGAGACAAGAGGGUUGGUAUACAAACAAAACACUGUCCAAGACAGCAUCUUGCGUCUCUGGCUUUUUUAUUUCUAUCAGUUCACAGAAAUAGUUUCACAAUUACAUGCUACUGUUCACAUUCUCCAAUAUGCCAGUUAUUUUUUGUUCCUUUAUGUCUUCCAAGGUCCAAAG
Molecule: messenger RNA, 7287 nt
Organism: Pomacea canaliculata
Lineage: Eukaryota; Metazoa; Mollusca; Gastropoda; Architaenioglossa; Ampullariidae
Exons: 9
Coding region: 3040-4512 (490 amino acids)
Source: RefSeq, a predicted model, not a curated record